UGGACAUCAGACGGUAACAAGCAACGGUACAAGCGAGAACAGGUCGCCCGACAGCAGAGGGUAGCAAUCCUAGAGAUUUCCGUUGUUCACUGUGGUAGGAUGUGCUACCGCCUUCAGGUGGCUCGCGAGUGGUUCAUUGGACUUUGUUUGCGCUGGGUGUCGAUAGUGAAAAGAAGAAAUGUGAUGUUUAUGUGAACUUUGAACGCUGCAACCGGUUAUCGAAGAAAAACACAAAUAAUCCUGCGAACUUUCCGGUUCAUUUCUGCAUUAGGCAGUCAGAAACGAUCACUCUGAACAUCGUUUUUCUUUAUUCGUCUGAAUUAGAAACGAAUUCCACUCGUUAGAUUACAUUUAACUCGAAUCGUGCAUUCGGAAGCUACUGACGUUCGGUUGCGAUUCCUGUUAUCGUUCGAUGAAAGUCGUGAAUAAGCGAUCAUAAUAAAACACCGUGUGAGGCUUAGAUUGCUUACAACCAAUAUGGUCGAAAUAACAUAAACUCCAGCGUCGCACAGGAUGCAGAACUCAGCUAAAGGUGAAUUUUUCCGUAACAUCCUGAGCACGGCGAUGGUGCCCGCGGCAGAUGCUACAUGCGAGCGCACAUGGAUAUGAUUCCAACGGCAAUAAUCAUGCUAUUACACGAUCAUCGGCAGCAUGACAAACCCGCUCCGAGAAGGUUAUUCGCCGCUAGCAUACGGUUGGGAAUAGACAGUUGUUUUCUGCGUUCGUUCAACACAAGGGACUAUCGAUAAGUGCACGUAUCCUUGAAAGCCAAAUUUACGGUGGCACGUUACAAUACUCUACAAAUCAAACGUACUGUGAGAAAUAGAAGUUCAGCCUAUGGAUAUACUGCGGAAAAAGAUGAUUGUUUAUUGUGUGCUUUUAUUUAGUAUAAUUUUGUGUUUAAGUGAGUGCAAUGAUAUCAUUAAUUCUAGUAGCAAAGAAACAUCGCUGCCAGCGAAAAACACCGUUAUGGCGGUAUUCAGUCCUAUGACAAAAUCUCCGGGACCGUGUCGUUAUUUAUCCGGAACUCGAAAGCAGAACCACCAGUGUCGCAGAGAUACCGGCCUUCCGGAGGCAAUCAAGGAAGCGCGCCGAUUAGCCGUCACCCAUUGCGAAGAACAGUUUCGAUAUGAUCGCUGGAAUUGUUCGAUUGAAACGCGGGGAAAACGAAACAUUUUUAAAAAGGUUUAUCGCGAGACUGCAUUCGUACAUGCUUUGACGGCAGCAGCAAUCACUCAUUCGGUGGCACGUGCCUGUGCCGAAGGGAAAAUGUCCAAAUGCCAGUGUGCAUCAGAAAAACGUCCCGAAGCGACACGGUUGGCAUGGAAAUGGGGCGGAUGUAGCGACAAUGUGAAGCAUGGUAAACGGGUUACCAGAAACUUUUUGGAGCUGCAACCAGCCGAUGGCGAUCCGGUGGCAGAGAUGUUACGGCACGACAGUGAGGUUGGUAUCCAGACAGUGAUGUCGAACCUGAACGAUCGCUGCAAGUGUCACGGAGUUUCAGGCUCGUGUUCGUUGAAAACCUGUUGGAGAAAACUGGGUGACUUCAACGCUACAGCAGCGAUGUUACGAACUAAAUACCACCAUGCUAUCAGGAAAAUUCCCGUCAAUAACAAAGCCUCAAGAAGGGAUGCUUCCAAGGAGCCGAGAGAAAAGGACUCGUCGUACGACCAGCUCUUCUACUUCGAAACAUCGCCCACAUUUUGCUCGGUCACUCGCGGCAGACGGUGCCUGCAUCCGGAUAAUUGUGCAACACUGUGCUGCGGGCGUGGCUACACUACAAAAGUAAUCAAAACAAUCGAGAAGUGUCGCUGCCGGUUCACCAAUGGGCGCUGCUGUCAGAUUGUUUGCGAUUACUGCGAAAAAUAUGACGAUCGAUAUUACUGUAAAUGAGCGGCUGUUGAAAGCGACACAAUACUUCAAACUACGAUACUAAUAUAUAGUUAUUUAUUAUCCUUCAGCUUAAGUACUAUUGUGACGGAGAUUUCAUAGUCGCUGAAAUUCGUUUCAUGUCCAGUAAUGAUUGCGAAGAACAAUUCCACACUAUUGUCUUUAUGUUGUGAACCCUCAAAAAAGAAACAUGGUUUUAAAUAGUGUGAUUCAAUUAGGCGAUUAGAACUAGCUAACGAGAUAAACUAUCUCGAAUUGUCCAUUCGGUCAGUUUCAAAUUCAUAUAAUCAUGUUUGUUGAAAACUUUUACCUUGUACCUAGAUACUGUAGUAAGUAGAAUACGCUGUUCUUAUAAGCCCUAUACAUUAAAUAUGCAAAACCACGCAUGUCCAGUAGCUUUUAUCACUUGUCCAAAUCUGAUCUAGUAAAUAAAUUGAUGUGUAUGUGAGUA
Molecule: messenger RNA, 2341 nt
Organism: Malaya genurostris
Lineage: Eukaryota; Metazoa; Arthropoda; Insecta; Diptera; Culicidae
Gene: Wnt4
Product: protein Wnt-4
Exons: 5
Coding region: 838-1893 (351 amino acids)
Biological process (GO): neuron differentiation; multicellular organism development; canonical Wnt signaling pathway
Cellular component (GO): extracellular region
Molecular function (GO): frizzled binding; cytokine activity
Source: RefSeq, a predicted model, not a curated record